GGAAACCUUACACACGUGUUUUCUUGCAGAUUUGAAGGUUACAGAAGAAGCAGCAGCAGCAGGAUUCUUGUUGGCUGUCCGCUGGAGAGGGUCACCAGGACGGAGAGUGUGUGCUAAACGCCGGGUGUGAGCAGCAGUGAAGCGCAGACAUGGAUCCCAUGAAAGCACAGCAGCUGGCAGCGGAGCUGGAGGUGGAGAUGAUGGCUGACAUGUACAACCGAAUGACCAACGCCUGCCACAGGAAGUGUGUACCGCCACAUUACAAGGAGGCAGAGCUGACAAAAGGGGAGUCGGUUUGUUUGGACCGCUGUGUGGCCAAAUACCUGGACCUUCAUGAGAAGCUGGGACGCAAGCUGACAGAGCUCUCAGUCCAGGAUGAAGAAAUGAUGAGGAAGGCAGCCGUUGGGAGCGGAUAGAGACACUGAUGAAGGACAUGAUAUGGGGAAAUACUAGGUCACGGGGUGGGGUUAGCAUAUCUGCUUUCUCUAAGAUGAGAGAGUGGUGUUUUAAUGUAAAGGGUGGGUAAAUAAAAAAUGUAAACUUAAUACUGGGGUCCACUGAGACAAACUGCCUCCUCUACUGCGGUAGAGGAUGAUAAAAAGGACGGGGUUGGAAGACGCACCGGAGCACUUAGUGGAACGGCAGCAUAUCUUGAAACUGCUCAGAGCAAUCCGCUGGCCUCUCUGGAUCAGUCUGGUUUGUUUUACAUUCAAGUUUGCCUGUUGGUCCUCAAGAAGUCACCUGAAAAAUGCCUGGGAAGAAGAAAGACCUAGGACAUGUAAUGUUAUUUCUAAGUCAUACUUUGUGCUUGUUUCCAGCUGCUCAGAGUCCGGAAACUCAAACACUUUGUUGUUGCUGUUGAAACUUUGUUGCACCAACCAUCUGGUACUUGCAGCAGGUUAAAACAAACACAAAGAAUGGUUUGAAAUUAGUCUUUGAUCCUGAAUGACCCCUUUAACUUUUUUCUUUUUUUUUUUUGAAUGGGCUGAAAGUAAACAUGGGCCCUCUUCAUGAGGUUGCAACACAACAUUACAUUCAGGUAGAGAUAACAUUUUUCACCAUUACAAGUCAUCUGUUAUGCGUACAAAGUAGUGCCACUUCUGAAAUACAGCAAAUCAUAUACAUGGAUCAGGGCAUGCACUGAAUUAAUUAUGUAUUGCAGUAUUGAUGAGCCAAAAUGUCUUAUUAUUUUAUACAACACACUGUAUAGUUUACUCUUUUUCAGCCCUGAAACGACAGAUACGGCUCAUAGCUGGGUCAUUCUGGUUACAAGGACUUGUAUUGAAGAUGGACUGGACUUUGUUCAUGUUUCAUGCCUGUCUAGACUGUUGUGCCGUAUGUCAGUGGACCAUGUUUUUGACUGUGAUGUUUGUUUGAUUUUUCCCUGUGCUAACCACCAUGACACAGCUUUUUAUCUGCAUAUUAGAGAAGCUGCAGUGUUUCAUUGUUGUCAAGUACUCUAAUUAAACAAAAUCAUACUUUAUAUAAACAUUA
Molecule: messenger RNA, 1494 nt
Organism: Seriola aureovittata
Lineage: Eukaryota; Metazoa; Chordata; Actinopteri; Carangiformes; Carangidae
Gene: timm10
Product: translocase of inner mitochondrial membrane 10 homolog (yeast)
Exons: 2
Coding region: 150-416 (88 amino acids)
Biological process (GO): protein insertion into mitochondrial inner membrane
Cellular component (GO): mitochondrial inner membrane
Source: RefSeq, a predicted model, not a curated record